Topomyia yanbarensis is the source of this 1006-nucleotide messenger RNA. RefSeq names its product collagenase-like. The record is from RefSeq and is a predicted model, not a curated record. Gene Ontology annotation, molecular function: serine-type endopeptidase activity. NCBI's taxonomy places the organism in Eukaryota, Metazoa, Arthropoda, Insecta, Diptera, Culicidae. The coding region runs from base 8 to 925 and encodes 305 amino acids. Gene Ontology annotation, biological process: proteolysis. The transcript is spliced from 3 exons.
AAAGCUAAUGACCGUUCACCAAAUUUACCGCAGCUAUAUAAAGCAGUUUCACAGUAUUCGACCAUCGUUCAGUAUUGUGUCGAACGGAUUCGCGAAAAUGAAGUUAUUCCUAGCUGUUAUGGCCUGCUUGGCCCUGACUCAGGCAGCCAACCUUCCCUUCCAGACACCGGUCACCGUCCGUGAUGCUCAGGAGGCUGCCGAAAAAAGCCAUGCCCGCAUCGUGAAUGGCUUCCCUGCAGCAGCGGGUCAAUUCCCAUACCAGGUGUUUCUACGAGGAUUCACCUCGGGUGGCGCUUUGGCUUGCGGUGGUUCUCUCAUCUCCAACCAAUGGGUUCUAACGGCUGCUCACUGUAUCACCGGAGUACAGCGCUUCGAAAUUGUAAUGGGAACAAUCGUCUCGGCCUCACCAGGAGUUCUGGGACACUCCACACACUUCAUCAUCCAUCCAUCGUACAAUGCGAACAAUCUGAACAACGACAUCGGUUUGAUUCGUCUCACCACACCAGUCGGUUUUAAUCAGAACAUCCAAGCUGUCAGACUGCCCAGUGCUGAUCGUACCGGAGAAAGCUUUGUUGAUCGUAUCGCAACCGUGUCCGGCUUUGGGCGUACCAGCAACACCGGACCCGUUUCACCGACCAAGAACUGGGUGAAUAUUCGCGUCAUCUCGAAUGCCGCAUGUGCAGCCGUCUACGGUUCCUCGGUUGUGGUUGCCUCGACCAUCUGCGGAACCGGUGCACAACAAGCAAACCAGAGCACCUGCCAGGGUGAUUCCGGUGGCCCACUGACCAUCCAGGAGGGUGGCGCUAGUACGCAGAUCGGUGUAGUUUCGUUCGUGUCAUCGGCUGGGUGCACUUCCGGCCAUCCGUCCGGCUAUGUACGUACGACUCACUUCCGCAAUUGGAUCAACCAGCAAACCGGAAUCUAGGCACGAGAGUGAACCGAUAAUGGGUGAUGUACAGAUAAGGAUAAUACAACGGUGAAAUAUAAAAGCUGUUUGUGAGUAUCA